GCUGCUUUAAGAGUACUAUUAGACUUUUGAUUUAAUGGGAAUAUUCUCACCUGUGUGUGCUUAGAAGAGGGAGAUGAGAUGUGAAUUGGCGAACAUGUGUGUGUGUGUUUGAAUGGGAGCCAGGAAAAGGGGAAGGGCCUCAAGUGAGCGGACAAAAACAGCUGCUCUUGUGUGCUUGGGAAACCUCAUCCAGAGAGAGCGACGGUGGAGAGACGGACCAGCAGGGUCCAGAUCUCUAUAUGGGUUGUGCCCUGAGUGCGGAUAGCUGUGGGGACGAGCCAGAUCCGGUACCCGUGAGAGGGUCUUUAAGGAGGGAGAGAGCAAAGUCCAGGGAAAACAUGAGGCUGACCAAGCAUUGAAAAAUGAGCUGCUGUUCAUGGAAAGAGAGACAGAGGCCUGACAUCCAGAGGAGAAUUCAGACGGGGAAGGGCGAGCCCCACGUCUUUAAAGAAAAGACCUUCAAAAAGAAGCGUCAGUGUGGGGUGUGCAGGCAGAACGUGGAGAAUUUGGGCUCUUUUUGUCGAGUCUGCAAAACAGCCACUCAUAAGAAAUGCGAAGCAAAGAUCAACACAUCCUGCAUCCCAGCGCAGCCCUCCGAACUGAUACCAGCAGGAUCUCUUUGCCUCUCAUUGCGAAGGGGAACGUCCUCCUCUAGACACAUUCAGCAUCUGGGCUCCACCAAGUCUCUGACCUACACCAAACAGAGAAACACUCUCCCGAGGAGCUUCAGUGUGGAUCGGGUGAUGGACAGAGUGAUGGAGAGGCACUAUGAUUUCGACCUCACAUACAUCACAGAGAGGAUCAUCUCCGUGUUUUUCCCUCCUCUGCUGGAAGAGCAGCGGUACCGCCUCAACCUCAGGGAGGUGGCAGCCAUGCUCAAGUCCAAACACCAGGACAAGUUUCUGUUAUUCAAUCUUUCUGAGCGGAGGCAUGACAUCACCCGUUUAAACCCAAAGGUUCAUGACUUCGGCUGGCCAGAUAUGCACGCUCCUCCUCUGGAUAAGAUCUGUGCCAUGUGCAAAGCCAUGGAGAACUGGCUGAACUCCGACCCCCAGCAUGUGGUCGUUCUGCACUGUAAGGGCAACAAAGGAAAGACGGGUGUUAUCAUUGCUGCCUACAUGCAUUACAGCAAAAUAUCAGCGGGGGCAGACCAGGCUCUCAGCACAUUGGCCAUGAGGAAGUUUUGUGAAGAUAAAGUCUCCUCCUCACUCCAACCCUCUCAAAACAGGUAUAUCUAUUACUUUGGAGGGCUGCUCUCAGGGGCCAUCAAAAUGAACAGUAGUCCACUCUUCCUCCAUCAGGUCCUCAUUCCUACCAUCCCCAACUUCCAGGAAGAUGGAGGUUUCUUCCCUUUCCUGAAGAUCUAUCAGUCCAUGCAGCUUGUCUACACUUCUGGCAUAUAUGACCUACAGGGGUCUGGGAGCAGACGGCUGAUUGUUACUAUUGAGCCUGCACUUCUGCUGAAAGGAGACAUCAUGGUAAAGUGUUAUCACAGACGGGUUCAGUCUGCUGAGAGGGACUCUGUGUUUCGACUGCAGUUUCAUACUUGCACCAUUCAUGGAGCUCAGCUCUGGUUUGGCAAAGGGGAACUGGAUGAAGCUUGUUCAGAUGACAGAUUUCCCUCUGAUGCCACAGUGGAAUUUGUGUUUUCAUCUGGGCCUGAGAAAAUAAAAGGGAGGGUAAGCCAGAGGAAUGAUCCAGCUGUCAGCGUGGACUAUAAUACAAAUGAUCCGGUGGUGCGCUGGGACUCUUAUGAGAACUUCAAUCAGAGACAUCAGGACAGCCUAGAGGAUAUCGCACACACACGUGGGCCUCUAGAUGGCAGCCUGUACGCUCAGGUAAAAAAGCGCCAAGCUGCAGGCUCCACCUCCUUGCCAUCCACCAAUGGGAGCCCUGCAAGGAGCUCUGAGGAGCGUCCAAGUCAACUUCUGUCUGUUAGCACUGAUUCUGGACAUUCUUCCGUCCCACCUGACCGGCUUGAUGAGACGACUCGACAGGCCCCGCCUACUCAGCAAGAGCGAGAGGAGCUUGAGCGCCUGCUGGGUGGGAUUGAAGGUGAUGGAGGGAGGGACCGUGACCGAGAAACAGCCAUUUUGGAUGAUGGUGAUUCCUUGCCUCCUGAAAGGACUGGGUCACUGAGGUUGGGACGUUCAUGCUCAUGUCGAGUAGGCUACCGAUCCCAGCGUUGUGCUGAGCCUGGAUGCGAUGGACUCCACCACAUAUCUAAUGGGUACUGCCUUGAUCGUCCCGCCACCACUAAUGGACACACAGGGGCUCCCUCUCCAGGGAUGCCAUCUGUCGUAGGGCUUUGCCAACAUCACAGUGCCCAUCCUCACCAACCUCUGCCACCACCAGAUCUGCUCUGGGACCGCCAACAAGGUCAACAGCACUACCUACAUCGCACUUGCUCUGACGGACCAUCACGCCACCUGUGUCCAUAUCCAUCCCAAGAGAUAAGUCCCCAUCCACAUAGUCUGUCUCCCAGACUGCUCUGUAGGGCGGACGAUUACAUUCCAUACCCCCACCAUCACCACAGUCAUCCACACCACCCAAAACCCGGCGGACCCUACCACGAUGUCAUGAUAAUAGAUGGCCUAGUGACACCUGGCUGCCCCUGUCGGGACUGCUGUCUGCGGCGAGAAGAUUUCCACACCCUCCGUUUGGACAGAGAGGAGGGAAUACACUGGGAGAGGGAGGCAGAGCUUCACAGGGAUACUGGGUUAAGACGGGGCAGAGAGGCUGAUAUGCAAAGAGGGGCAGAGAUAUGGGACCGGGAGGCAGGGUUAAGAAGGGGAAGAGAAGUAUCUCUGCACUGGGAAAGAGACCGAGAAGCAGAACUACAGUGGGAGAGAGAACGAGAGGCUGAAUACUGGCACAAAAGGGCUACCAUAGCCCCCUACGGGCCUCACAGUCAUGAACUACCAGCAUUUAACUUUGAUCCACUUCCCGCAGGCCAUCCUGCAUACCCUGAACCCUCCCGGUCCCACUCUCAUGCCCAUCUGGAUCUCAAAUACAGCAGCAGUUCCAGUGGAUACCAAACACCACACCAGACAUGCCCCUGCUCCCCCUACCAGCCGUCACCCUCAGAGAGUCGUGGCUAUGCCUCGGGUUACCAGUCUGAGUCCACAUCCCCUCUUCCCCCCCCCUCCGCCUCCUGCUCUGGCCCAGUGCACCAUGCCAGCGGACCUACAGAUAACCACCCUCAGCAGUACACCUCUGAUACAAAUACAGAUAGCAUAGGCUGGCGUAGUCACAUUACCCAUGGUUCCCUGCGGCGGACACAUCGAGAUCCGCAUGUCCCAUGUUCAACACCCUCGGAUAUUUCAGGACCUCCAACACCAGUCCACACAAGCAGCCCCUUGCGAACCCAGGAGAGUCCUAGCCUGAGUAUCCGUGAGUCAAGAGAAGUGAACAGCGAAAGCAGUUCAGCCCACUCCCACAACAGGACACACCCACCUGGCCCACAGUCCACCAGUACCAGUCUGGGGUCUCGGCAAACUGUACUUUCUUCCAGUCAAGAGAUUCCUGAGAUAGACCCCUUUCCUGCCACACCCACCACUGCCCAACAACUCUCUGCACAUUCCUCACCAACGACACCUUCCACCCCUCAAAUCUUAGCAGAACACUCCACCCCUUUAACCCCUUCAUCAGAAUCCACCCACUCACAAACAAACAGCUCACCUACUGCUGCUAAAGUGCCACCCACAGGGGAAAUGGUACCACAGUCAACUGAGACUGUUAAACCAGCAUGCUCACCAGUUCCCUCUUCUCCUAUCCCGUCCAUCCAAGAUCAUUCGCAGAGCAAUGGAGUAUCACCAUCUCCUGAACCAGACACCCCCUCUUCUACCCCUGCAUCCCCUCAGCCACCCACUGGCGAACACGAGAGCUCUUCUUCCCCUGAACCCCCAGUGCCUGGCUUCGCGACACUGGGUAGGAAGUUGAUGUUGGGCUCUGGAAUUUCACUUCCUGCAGGACACAGUAUGGACGGCAGCCCCAGCUCCACUCCUACCUUUCCCAACUCUCCAGCCUGCUGCACCCCAUCUCCUCCACCAGGCUCCUACUCAGGGAGCCUAGCCAUCUCUGUGCCACAGCCUCCCCUCCCUGAGAAACGCCGCCCAUCCGGCCUGCCAGGAUCGCCAAAUGGGAGGUCUGGAACGCUGAGGGCAUCCAUGAGUCAUCAGCCCUCUGGUCAACACCACGUUACAUUCUCACCUUCAGUAGGAGAACUAACUGUGCCCACUGAACAGGGAGAAGUUGGUGUGGAGGGUGAGAUGGGCAGCCAAGUCAGUGUGAAAUUUGUGCAGGACAGCUCUCGAUUUUGGUAUAAACCUGGCAUCUCCAGAGAGCAAGCUAUAGCUGCACUGAAAGAACGAGAGCCAGGGGCUUUCCUCAUCCGAGACAGUAACUCUUUCCAGGGGGCCUACGGUCUGGCCCUGAAAGUUGCGAGCCCACCCCCCAACGUCAAUAACCACAGCAGCAAAGGAGACCCUCUGGAACAACUGGUUCGACACUUCCUGAUUGAGACAGGGCCUCGAGGAGUGAAGAUUAAGGGCUGUCAAAAUGAACCCUACUUUGGGAGUCUUUCAGCACUGGUGUAUCAGCAUUCGAUUACACCUAUCUCUCUGCCCUGUGCUCUCCGCAUCCCAGAGAAAGACCCAAUAGGUGAAGUCGUGGAGGUUCAGCCAGUCAGUAACAUGAGUACAGCUGCAGACCUUCUGAAACAGGGAGCAGGUGAGUGUGAACCAGCACGUCUGUCCUCAUGUGUUACGUCUAACUGUAACGUCUAUAACCUCUUAUGUUUUUCCUCAGCCUGUAAUGUGCUGUACCUGAACUCCGUUGAGACCGAGUCUCUCACGGGACCCCAGGCUAUCGCUAAGGCCACAGGGGCAUCAAUGUCACGCAGCCCUCGGCCCUCUGCGACAGUGGUCCACUUUAAAGUGUCAGCCCAGGGCAUUACACUGACAGACAGUCAGCGCAGGAUGUUUUUCAGGAGACAUUAUCCAAUCAACAGCGUGACUUUCAGCAGUGUGGACCCACAAGACAGGAGGUGGACUAACUCAGACAGCACGACCUCUAAAGUGUUUGGUUUUGUUGCCAAGAAGCCCGGAAGCGUGGCGGAGAAUGUGUGCCAUCUUUUUGCAGAGCUAGAUCCCGAACAGCCCGCGACUGCCAUCGUCAACUUCAUUAACAAAGUAAUGCUGGCUCCACAGAGACGCUAGGGCCCCGGGGUCGAGGAGGAUGGUUUAUCUUCAUGUACACUGCCGCACACCACAAGACUGUAAUGUUGCACCUUCUGUCAAGUUUAAGACUUUUUCGCCAAAAAAAAAAAGACAAGGGCUUUACUGUUGACUAACAUGAUGCCAAAAUACAUUAUAAACCAAAAUAUACUACAGAAUGUAACCAAAUUAAAAGCCAGCAGUCUGUUGUGGUUUUGCCUUUGUAGAGCUGUCUUAGUGCUCAUAGGAUUGUAAAUGACUCAUAAUACAAUCACUAAGAUAAGGGUUUUCAAAAAUAUAAAGCACUGUUAUUGACCCAUGAAUACACGUGUAUGUAUAUAUAUAUAUAUAUAUGUACUCAAAACUUCUGUAUUGCACAGAUAACAGUCUCUGCAGUAUGACAAUCAUCAGUUUAGAAAUACUGAUGUCAAUUUGGUUUUUGAGUUUUGACACACUAAAUUAUGGUUUCAUUUUUUUUAUUUUAUUUAAAAGCCAAAUUUCAGUGUGGUUUUUGUCCUUUUAACUGGAAAGGAGGUGCCAUGGUUUCUAUUGGAAACUUAUUUCAUCCACAAUAACAAUUAUUUGUGAGUAAAGGUAAUUGCGACUUAUCUCACAAUUCUAACUUUUUUUCUUGAAAUUUUAAGCUUCUAUCUUGUAUAUUCUGACCUUUUCUUAUAAUUAUGUUAUCUCACAAUUCUGCAUUUGUAUCUCACAAUUCUGAGUUUAUAUCUUGUAAUUCUGACAUGUUCUUGUGAUAUUGCAUUUAUAUCUCACAACUCUGAGUUCAUAUCUUGUAAUUCUGAAAUUUUCUUGUUAUCCUGUUUAUAUCACAAUUCUGAGUUAACAUCUCACUAUUCUGAGUUUUGUCUUGUAAUUAGUUUCUAUCUUGUAAAUUCGGACUUUUUUCUUGUAAUUAUGUUCAUAUUUUACAGUUCGGCUUUUAUAUAUCACAAUUCUGAGUUUCUGUCUUGUAAUUCUGUUUAUAUCUCACAAUUCUGAGUUUCUGUCUUGUAAUUCUGUUUAUAUCUCACAAUUCUGAGUUUCUGUCUUGUAAUUCUGUCUUUUUUCUUGUAAUUCUGUUUAUAUCUCACAAUUCUGAGUAUCUAUCUUGUAAAUUCUGACUUUUUUCUUGUAAUUAUGUUUAUAUCUUACAGUUCAGUUUUUAUAAAUCACAAUUCAGAAUUUCUGUCUUGUAAUUCUGACUUUUUUCUUGUAAUUCUGUUUAUAUCUCACAAUUCUGAGUUUCUGUCUUGUAAUUCUGUUUAUAUCUCACAAUUCUGAGUUUCUGUCUUGUAAUUCUGUCUUUUUUCUUGUAAUUCUGUUUAUAUGUCACAAUUCUGAGUUUCUAUCUUGUAAAUUCUGACUUUUUUCUUGUAAUUAUGUUUAUAUCUUACAGUUCAGUUUUUAUAAAUCACAAUUCAGAAUUUCUGUCUUGUAAUUCUGACUUUUUUCUUGUAAUUCUGUUUAUAUCUCACAAUUCUGAGUUUCUAUUUUGUAAUUGUCAUUUUCUCGUAAUUUGGUUUCUAUCUCACAAUUUUGAGUUUCUAUCUUGUAAAUUCAGAUUUUUCUUGUAAUUGUUUAUAUCUCACAAUUCUGUCUUGUAAUUCUGAUUUUUUUUCUCAUAACUCUGAGUUUAUAUCUCAGAAUUCUGCAUUUAUAUCUCACAAUCCUGAGUUUCUGUCUUGUAAUUCUGAAAUUUUUCUUUCUGAGUUUACAUCUUGAGAUUCUGACUUUAUUUCUCAGAAUUGAGAGAAAAAGUCCAAAUUGUGUGAAGAACGUACCUUUGUUUUCAAUCCUUUGGUGGAACAAGUUUCCAUAGUUUCUUAUUCUGGCCCGGUGUCUGCGAAUGAUAGGGAAAGUUAUGGAGCGUUUGAGAUGGAGAAACAGAUGGAGGACCAGACAUGGCGUAGUAGUGACGCUGAGCAGCUGUUGUGCUCUGCUGGAGUUCCAGUAUUAGGAAGAUUUAAAUGUCAUGUAGGAUGAUGUCAUAAUGGAAGGCUGAUGGUCAUGUGAUAAUUACCCAGAGAGAAUUUGGUAAAAUUUUAAAUAGGAAGGAACUUUGUUUUUCCCCAUUUGUUGUCUAUUUCAUGCACUGUUCAUAAAUUGAAUUUAAAAUAAGGCAAACAGUGGUUCAUAACAAUCCACAUCAUAUACCGUACAACCCAUAGCUUUGUCAACUGACCGUCACGCAUCAUGCUGUAUCAUUGCCUACCAUAUUGUGUAGUAGAACAUUAUAUUGGAAUGUAACCAGUCUUUAAACUGAUUGGACAGGUGGACGUUUCCACCUUCAUGAUUUAACGAUCUCCAGAAGCUGUUUAUAACCAAAGACGUGGCCAUGUACUCAAUCAGUUACUUUAAGCUGUGCCAUUUAUUUUACCUAGCUUUAUCAAGUUAUUUCUGUUUUUGACAGAUAGUAGGACACGUCUAUGACUUUAAUAUAUUGUAUUCUGUAUUUUCUUAUUGAUCUUUUUAUGUAGUAAUAUAUUUUCACACAUGCAGCUGACUUGGAAAGUUAAAAAAGACUACAUGGAAGGAUUUUGAUAAGAAAAGUUUUUUUUAUUAUUACCAUGUUAUUUUUCCAGUAUAUGCACAAGUGAAGAAUAUAAUAAAUGUAAAGUCAUGGUACCAAA
Carassius gibelio (silver crucian carp) is the source of this 7846-nucleotide messenger RNA. RefSeq names its product tensin-2. Lineage: Eukaryota; Metazoa; Chordata; Actinopteri; Cypriniformes; Cyprinidae. The record is from RefSeq and is a predicted model, not a curated record. The transcript is spliced from 29 exons. The coding region runs from base 363 to 5219 and encodes 1618 amino acids. Gene Ontology annotation, biological process: peptidyl-tyrosine dephosphorylation. Gene Ontology annotation, molecular function: protein binding; protein tyrosine phosphatase activity.